GACUGGUUUUUCCUGGGCAUCCUUUCCUGGGCAUCCGUCUGCCUCCCAGUCCAGGCGACGCCGAGUCCUCCCCGUUGCUGGCCUUUGGCACACUCGGCCACCGGCUCUCUCUCUCUCGCUCUCCAGCUGCAUUCCAGCCACCGGAGGAAACUUGGGGUCAACUUUUUUGUGUUUUUUUUGGAGUUGGGGGUGGAGAAAGCCUCCUCCUUCGGCUAAAAGGUGUGUGAUCCGAAUCCGCUGGAAAGCAACAUGUCCCAAACGGUGGGCCUCGAGUCCUAUAAAUCAGAGAUGCUCACUUUCAGCUUGUGGGAUUACAGCGUUUUUGGCCUGAUGCUCCUUAUCUCUACCAGCAUCGGCCUCUUCUAUGCCUUGGCCAAAGGUGGCCAGAAGACCUCUGAGGACUUCUUCACGGGCGGGCGCCAGAUGUCGGCCAUCCCAGUGGGGCUCUCCCUUUCCGCCAGCUUCAUGUCCGCCAUCCAAGUGUUGGGCGUCCCGGCUGAAGCGUAUCGCUACGGCAUGAAAUUCCUCUGGAUGUGCUUGGGGCAGCUCGUUAACACCCUCCUGACAGCCUAUCUCUUCCUCCCUGUCUUCUACCGGCUGGGACUCACCAGCACGUACGAGUACCUGGAGCUCAGGUUCUCCAAGAAAGUCCGCCUGUGUGGGACCAUCCAGUAUGUCCUGGCCACGAUGCUGUACACCGGGAUUGUGAUUUACGCCCCUGCACUGAUCCUCAAUCAAGUGACUGGGCUGGACAUUUGGGCCUCGCUUCUUUCCACGGGCUUCAUCUGUACAUUUUACACCACCAUCGGCGGGAUGAAGGCCGUCAUCUGGACUGACGUCUUCCAGGUAUUUGUCAUGCUGUCCGGCUUCAUAGCCAUCUUGAUCCAGGGAACACUCAUGGUGGGAGGGCCUGGCCAAGUCCUUGGCAUCGCCUACAACAACUCCAGGAUCAACAUAGCUGACUUCAACCCGGAUCCCCGCAGCCGGUACACCUUCUGGACAUUCAUUUUUGGGGGGACGCUUGUGUGGCUCUCCAUGUACGGGGUGAACCAGGCGCAGGUGCAACGCUACGUGGCUUGCAAGACGGAGAAAGAGGCCAAGCUGGCGCUUCUGGUCAACCAGCUUGGCCUCUUCGUCAUCGUUUCCAGCGCGGUGGGCUGUGGCAUUGUGAUGUUUGCCCUCUACAAGGACUGUGAUCCUCUCUUGGCCGGAUACAUCUCGGCGCCCGACCAGUACAUGCCCUAUUUGGUUCUGGAUAUUUUCGAGAAAUACCCCGGGGUGCCUGGUCUUUUCCUAGCCUGUGCCUACAGCGGGACGCUGAGCACGGCUUCAACAAGCAUCAACGCCAUGGCGGCCGUCACUGUGGAGGACCUGAUAAAGCCGAAUCUCCCAAACCUCUCGCCCCGGAAGCUCACUCUGAUCUCCAAGGGGCUGUCAUUGAUCUACGGGACGUCCUGCAUCACAGUAGCGGCUCUGUCAACAUUGCUUGGUGGUGGCGUCCUUCAGGGUUCCUUCACCGUGAUGGGGGUGAUUAGUGGCCCACUUCUGGGAGCAUUCGUUUUGGGCAUGUUUGUUCCGGUGUGCAACACUGCGGGGGUCUUCGUCGGUCUUGGUGCCGGCUUUGCCCUCUCCUUCUGGGUCGCAGUGGGGGGAACGAUCUACCCCCCCAGCGAGGCCACGAUGGGGGUGCUUCCCUCCUACGGAGACUUUUGCCCGCUCUAUAAUGCCUCUGAAGGAGUAAAUGGGACCAUCGUUUUUGGACUGCUUCCCCCCAUGGACGUCUCAGAAUCCAUAGAGAGGCUGGGCAUUCUGGACGACUUCUAUGCCAUGUCUUACCUCUACUACGGUGCCUUGGGAACCAUCACCACCAUCAUCGCUGGGACUGUGGUAGGCUGCCUGAAAGGGCCUUCUAAAAGGAGCAUGAAGCAUCCCGGUGUGCUGUGGUGGGACAUCAUGAAGCAGACUUCCUCGGUAUCCCCUGAGGAGGUCAUGAAGCCAUUCCCCAAGAAUCCUGGAAACUCUCCGGACCUGCAAAAGGAGGCUUUUCUCCCCGUUUCUUUGAGUUCAGCUGAGUUUCCGGCGGAGGAGAAGAUCCUGAUGGGAAAGGAAGGGCUGGCGGGGGCCUCCUCCAUCAGAAGCUCAAAGGAAUCCGUCUGCAUCUGCCCCGCUUUUGACCACAGCUGCUUCCACGUCCUCCGAGAAACCAACGUGUAGGGAGCCGGGGGCUCCCCCCGGAAAUCAGCAAUGAUGCCCCGACAGGCUCGGGGGUGGGGAUGUGCUUGGCUUAGUUGCAACAAGACCCAUGGCAACAUGUGGCAGACCUCCGGAGACCCUCCUUCCCCUGGUCGGGCUGCAAAGCUGUGGCUGAAAGGGGCCCCACACCGUCUGGGUUUGGCCCAACCCUGUUCCAAAAGCUGGUGUCCAGCUCCAGUUCUCUCUUUCGCCCAUUGAGUGAGCUCAUGCUUUGGAGGCAGGUGGUUGUUGUUUGCAUCUUCAGCUUCUCCACUCAGACCCAGAUCCUGCAACUUUUCCGGAUUCUGACUCCACCUUUGGGGUGGGAGGUCUCUCCCGUUCUACCUAGGGAUGUCAAAGAUCCCCUUUGGACUUCCUGCCUGGCUCACGCACUGAGUUAGGGCCCUUCCUCCUAAAGACAAACCAAGGCUCUAGUUCUCAUUGCUCUGGAGAAAUGGGAGUCAGGUAGGAAUUGACUGCCUUACACCCCGCCUUUGCUUUUGGAAAGACUCGGCUGGGCUUCUCCAAAGAUUCAGACAGAACUGGGAAGUAUUUUCCCCCAGCCUUACUGGGAAAUCCUGGGAAUUGGAUCAACGACCGUCUGUAUGGGCGCCUUGUCCCUUUUCACACGAUGCGGUGGUUUCAUGACUUUUGGCUGUACCGCUGGGAAUGUUGGAAGUACUGGUUGCAUGUAGAGGUCUUUUGCACCCUUCCUCGCUCUUUCAUUCAUUUUUAUUUUGUUCAUCUUUCUCAACAAAAACUGCUGUUUGUUUCUUAUUUAGAAAUGGGGUUUCCAGAAGUCCCCGGUUGGACAGGACUGUCUCUUGGACUGUCUGUCAGUCUUUCCUUCCUUCCUCUUUAUUUUCCCUUCCUUCCAUCCAUCACCAGUUCCUUCUACUUACCACUAGCUCCUUCCUUCCUUCCACCCAUCACCAGCUUCUUCU
Messenger RNA from Pogona vitticeps (central bearded dragon), 3176 nucleotides. RefSeq names its product solute carrier family 5 member 5 (gene SLC5A5). Gene Ontology annotation, molecular function: sodium:iodide symporter activity. Gene Ontology annotation, cellular component: membrane; extracellular exosome. Gene Ontology annotation, biological process: sodium ion transport; iodide transmembrane transport. The record is from RefSeq and is a predicted model, not a curated record. Lineage: Eukaryota; Metazoa; Chordata; Lepidosauria; Squamata; Agamidae.